Molecule: messenger RNA, 2546 nt
Organism: Camellia sinensis
Lineage: Eukaryota; Viridiplantae; Streptophyta; Magnoliopsida; Ericales; Theaceae
Source: RefSeq, a predicted model, not a curated record
GGUCAAACCCCAAAACGCUCUCCCAGCGCAAGAUAGCCCUCUAGGCUCUACGGCACAGCGAAGAGAGAGAGAGAGAUUUGAGAACGAGAGAGAGAGAGAGAGGGAGAAGAAGAAUACAAAAGCGUUUCUCGAAACAGAAAACAGAAACAGAUGGCAGAGAGAGAGAGAAAGAAACAAUAAUUGUUGCAGUUUCUGGCAAAGAUCCUGUGGGCCAACUAGGGUUUUAUAGCUCUCUUUCUUCAUCUCUUCUUCUUCUUCACAGACAUUGUUGUUGCAUUGUACCAGAGACUCUACAGAGAAGCUUUUUAGGUACAGAUGGAGUUGCUGGAGUAAGCAAAGUGUAGAUUGAGAAGGAGUAAGAGCUUCAUUCAAUCCAAUUACAUUUUCUUCUUGGAUCUUCACUAUUUCUACCAUGGGCUUGGAUGGAAAAUUCGUAGAACUGCAGCAUGAGGAUGGAACUCACCAAGGGCGGGCUAUAUGCUUGCAUGCUUAUUCUGAUUUAUCCUGUGUUUCUCCAGUAGUUUUUUUAUACCUAUUGAAGGAAUGUUAUGCUUAUGGCACAUGCAAGGCAACCAAGAAGUUCCGUGCUCUUCAACAACAAGUUCAUCAAGUUCUAUACAACAGUCCUCAACCUGGACCAGCUGUUUUUGUUGCUCACUGUCUCUAUGUCUUGCCUAUUCUUGAAGAAUAUUCUGAAGGCUUCAGUCACUUAGUAAUAUCUGCUCUUCGUCGUUUUCUAAAAGUGGGAACUACCUCCGAAGACUUGCUUGAAGCAAAGUCUCUUGCAGCCCGGUUAUUUCUUUUUAUUGUUGGUGGCAGUAUAAUCCAUGAUGAGAGGGUUCUCAUAAAGAUGCUCGAAGUUUUUGAAAUCAGUAUGAUAAACAUUGAGAAUUCCAUGUGCAAUGCGGAACUGAACAGUAGUGGUAGUUUAGAAUUGGCUAGAACAUUUGUUGACAAAUACAUUUUCAAGUUGAUAGAAUCCGAGUCAUACAUGACAGCAGUCACUCUAUUGGAACAUUUCUCUAUCCGCCAGUCUGGAGAAUCCUUCCUAAUGAAAAUAAUGCAAAACAAAGACUACAGAGCAGCGGAUAAAUGGGCAACAUUUAUGGGGAAGCCAAUGUUGUGUGUACUUGUUCAGGAAUACUCUGAGAGGAAGCUGCCAAAGCAUGCUUAUGAUAUUAUAAAGAAAAACAAUCUUCGAAAAGAAUUUCCAGAAAUAUAUCAUAAGUGUAAAGAAAGCUCACUGAAGAAACUAGCAGAAAAAGGAUGCUGGGACGUUGCUGAAGCAAAGACGAAUGGUGAUAAACAAUUUCUUGAGUAUUUGGUUUAUUUGGCAAUGGAAGCUGGCUACCCUGAGAAGGUUGACGAACUUUGUGAUCGAUACUCCCUCGAAGGUUUCAUAAAUUUCAAAGGACCUGAAUUCGAAGAGAAUUUUUGUAAGGGAUAUGAGUACUAUGGACUUUACUACUUUGGGGAUCUACCGAACCAACCUCCUUCUACUUUAGCUAGUUUUCAGGCGUCUGUUUUGCUUGCUUCUAUAUCUUGUGUUUUUAAUGUUCAAACUUCAGAAUUGUGGCAUGCACAACCUGAGACAAGCCUUACACAGAAUCGCUAUUUGCAGCUUAAUGAAUUGGAUUUAGAAGACAUCAUUUGGGUUGAUGAAGUCAAUGGUUUGCGUAGUGCGACAUGCCAUAUUGAGGAAUGCAAAGUUGUGGGCAUUGACUGUGAAUGGAAGCCUAACUACGAAAAGGGAAGUAAACCAAACAAGGUUUCUAUCAUGCAAAUUGCUUCUGAAAAGAUGGUUUUCAUUAUUGACCUGAUAAAGUUGUUUGAAGAUGUUCCUGAUAUUCUAGACAACUGCCUUACCCGCAUUUUGCAUGCUCCUCGAAUUCUAAAGCUUGGCUAUAAUUUUCAAUGUGAUGUGAAUCAGCUGGCUCAUUCUUAUGGGGAGCUUAUGUGUUUUAAGCAUUAUGAGAUGCUGCUCGAUAUCCAAAAUGUAUUUAAAGAACCCCGGGGUGGUCUGUCUGGGCUUGCAAUGAAAAUAUUGGGAGCUGGUUUGAACAAGACCAGACGGAACAGCAACUGGGAACAACGGCCUUUAACUCGGAAUCAACUAGAAUAUGCUGCUCUGGAUGCCGCUGUACUCAUUCACAUAUUCCGUCAUGUCCGAAGUACUUCUCAGAUUGCUUCUGUCCCUGAGGGGCCUGCCAAAAUUGAGUGGAAAUCCCACAUUGUUUCAUAUGUGGGUAACCCGAAGAAGACCAAAAAGGAAGCUAAAGAUGCCGGGAUUGAUGCGCUUUCACAAUUGGUUUAUUUCUAAGCUCUAAGCUCUGCGCAUUUCAUUUUCCAUUGCAUUUGACUGUUUCUUACUUGUACAUAUUGGCAACUAGGCAAAUGACAUUGGCCAGUAAUGCUUGCUGCUAUGUUUUAUUUCGCAUUUGUACAUAUUGAAAACUAGCGUCAUGGAAAACUGAGACUGGUCCGUCCUUGAUUGACUUUGCUUUCGUAAUUUUAAAAAAUAAAUACAAAGAAAAAUUCUCUCUGAA